Xiphophorus hellerii (green swordtail) is the source of this 2205-nucleotide messenger RNA. Its product is annotated as G protein-activated inward rectifier potassium channel 2-like. Gene Ontology annotation, molecular function: G-protein activated inward rectifier potassium channel activity. The coding region runs from base 258 to 1493 and encodes 411 amino acids. Gene Ontology annotation, cellular component: plasma membrane. The transcript is spliced from 3 exons. Gene Ontology annotation, biological process: potassium ion import across plasma membrane; regulation of monoatomic ion transmembrane transport. The record is from RefSeq and is a predicted model, not a curated record. Lineage: Eukaryota; Metazoa; Chordata; Actinopteri; Cyprinodontiformes; Poeciliidae.
UCUCUCCCUCUCUCUCUUUCUCAGGGUGGAGGCAGAACGCAGAUCGUCUCUUUCCGUGGAUGGAUGCAGGCAGCGGAGGAAGGGGAGGAUUUGCGGUUCUCCUCCUCGGUUCUCGGUUCUCGGUUCUCCUCCUCGGUCUCUGGUUGUUUUCCGGAAACCUGCAGCAUCACCAGCGGGGCUUCUGGAUGCGGCGCGGCUUAAGAUGAGCUGAGUGAUUAUUGAUCCGCUGCAUCAGGCUUGAAUCCCCCUGAGGCCAAAUGGAGCAGGAUGUGGAGAGUCCGGCCGCCGUCAGGAAACCCAAACUGCCCAAGCAGGCCCGGGAGGACUUGCCCAAGCAGCUGGCAGAGAUAGACAGAGCAAAGAAGAUCCAGCGCUACGUCCAGAAAGACGGGAAGUGCAACGUCCACCACGGGAAUGUCCGCGAGACCUACCGCUACCUGACAGACAUUUUCACCACGCUGGUGGACCUGAAGUGGCGGUUCAACCUGUUCAUCUUCGUGCUGGUGUACACGGUGACAUGGCUGUUCUUCGGCCUGAUGUGGUGGCUCAUCGCUUACCUCCGCGGCGACCUGGACCAUAUAACUGAUGGUCAGUGGACUCCGUGCGUCAACAACCUCAACGGCUUCGUAUCGGCCUUCCUGUUCUCCAUAGAGACGGAGACCACCAUCGGCUAUGGAUACAGAGUUAUCACGGACAAAUGCCCCGAGGGAAUCGUUCUGCUUCUGGUCCAGUCAGUGCUGGGAUCCAUCGUCAACGCCUUCAUGGUGGGCUGCAUGUUUGUUAAGAUCUCGCAGCCCAAGAAGCGAGCGGAGACUCUUGUGUUUUCCACCAACGCCGUCAUCUCCAUGAGAGACGGACGGCUGUGCCUGAUGUUCAGAGUCGGAGACCUCCGAAACUCGCACAUCGUAGAGGCUUCGAUCAGAGCCAAGCUCAUCAAGUCCAAGCAGACCAAGGAGGGGGAGUUCAUUCCUCUCAACCAGACGGACAUUAACGUAGGCUACAACACCGGAGACGACCGGCUGUUCCUGGUGUCACCGCUGAUCAUCUGCCACGAGAUAAACCAGCACAGUCCCUUCUGGGAGAUCUCCCAGGCUCACCUGGCCAAGGAAGAGCUGGAGAUCGUUGUGAUCCUGGAGGGAAUGGUGGAGGCCACAGGGAUGACGUGUCAGGCCAGGAGUUCCUACGUCAGCAGCGAGAUCAAGUGGGGUUACCGCUUCAUGCCCGUCCUGACGCUGGAGGACGGCUUCUACGAGGUCGACUACAACAGCUUCCACGAGAUCUACGAGACCAACACACCCGCCUGCAGCGCCAAAGAGCUGGCCGACACGGCCGCCCGCGCCCGGCUGCCCCUCACCUGGUCGCUGGCCAGCAAGCUGAGUCAGCAGGGGCUGGCCGAGUCGGAGCAGGACAGCGAGGCCGGCCCGGAGAGCCAGGAAAAGGUCGCCGAGAGGAACGGGGAGAUAGCCAACCUGGAGAGCGAGUCCAAAGUGUAGCGAGAACCGAGCGGCUCAGCGAGCGCACUGCGGGAGGGAGAACUGUAGAAAUCCUUCACUAGAUCCGCUUUUCAGAUUCCCACCUGGAGAACCAGGUAGACAUGAGGCCACAGCUGGACUGAGAAUCCUCUGCAUGUUUCAGCUGUCAUGUGACGACUCCUCAGAUCCCUGUUAUUUUUUCUAACCAGAUAUUCCUAGGGGCAUUUGCAGAAGUAUUUUUGUACAUAUUAUAAGCAGUUUUGGAUUCUUUGUUCUGUUUCUGUGUGAUUAUCUACAGGAUGUUUGAUACUACUACCUUUAGGUUAGUUCUGUAUAUAUUUUAUGCCUUACUGUAUGUAUAAAGCUUUCAAUAACCUUUUUUCAGAAAUAUAUCUAAGCAUGUAACAGUUCAUUUAUCUGGUAUUCUGCACAAACUGAACGACAUUAACGCUCUGAGACAAACAUGGAUGGAUGCAAGCUCUAGUGAAACCAAUGAGGAGUUCUUCCCCGGAUGAAAAGUGUGUGUUUAUGAUUGAACUAGACCAAGCCAUGACUCGCUGCUUACAGCUGAUCCACUUCAGACAACGGCCCUUUAACAAUGCAUUUUGUCACUUUUUUGCACACUGGAGACUUCCUGUCAGGCGCAGGAUGUUAACUGAUGUUCUCCAUAUUUCCUUCACAUGUUACCUAAAAUCAUAGACAAUAAUAAACAGUAAGUUCCUUAUUAUGCACA